Molecule: messenger RNA, 513 nt
Organism: Pediculus humanus corporis (human body louse)
Lineage: Eukaryota; Metazoa; Arthropoda; Insecta; Psocodea; Pediculidae
Exons: 5
Coding region: 1-513 (170 amino acids)
Source: RefSeq, a predicted model, not a curated record
AUGGCUUCCUCAAACAGGGGAAUUCAAAUGGGUUCGGCGUGGUUUCAGCGUAAAGUCAAUCUGAGACCACAGCACCGAGGCGUGCAUUUAGUAACGGAAGAAAUACUUAGGCAAAUGCCAGAAAUAUGCCAAUUUUCCGUUGGCUUAUUUCAUGUGCAAAUUCUUCAUACAUCAGCCAGUCUAGCACUUAAUGAAAGUUGGGAUCCCGAUGUUAGAGAUGAUAUGGAGAUGAUGCUUAAUAAAAUUGUUCCUGAGGGGUUGCCUUACAGACAUUCGUGUGAGGGACCUGAUGACAUGCCGGCGCACGUGAAAGCUUGUUUCUUAGGUUCUUCUCUGACAAUUCCCAUAACGGAUGGGAAACUUAAUUUAGGAUCUUGGCAGGGAAUAUGGCUGUGCGAGCACAGAGACCAUGCUGGCUCUAGAAAAGUUGUAGUUACUGUUAAUGGAAAUCUACGUGAUUCUAGUCGAAGUCCUCUAAGUCCAGUAUCCCCAAUGGCAUCGACAAGCAGUUAA